Molecule: messenger RNA, 1068 nt
Organism: Micromonas pusilla CCMP1545
Lineage: Eukaryota; Viridiplantae; Chlorophyta; Mamiellophyceae; Mamiellales; Mamiellaceae
Exons: 1
Coding region: 1-1068 (355 amino acids)
Cellular component (GO): membrane
Source: RefSeq, a predicted model, not a curated record
AUGCUGAUGUCCGAAGUCCUCGGCGAGGCCGCGGGGACGUUUCUCCUCAAACAGUGCGUCGCCGCGCUGCUCGGGAUGCUCAUCGGUCUUCAGAGGGAGUUCGGGUACCUCGUCGGGAUGUGGUGGUCGAAGAACAAGCUCGCAGAGAGCCCGGUGCGACGCGCGGGCUUGCGCACGCACAUGCUCGUCGCGCUCGGCUCGUGCUUGUUCUCCGAAGCGAGUUGGAGCCUCUACAGCGUGCCAGUCCCGACUCAACUCGUCGGCGACGACGGGACGAACGGACGCGCUCGCGCGCCGUACGUCUCGGGAACCUUCAACUACGACAGCUCGCGCGUCGCCGCGCAGAUCGUCUCCGGGAUCGGCUUCCUCGGCGCGGGGACGAUCUGGAAAGCGAGCGAUCAAGUCUUCGGGUUAACCACGGCGGCGUCGCUUUGGACCACCGCCGCCGUGGGCAUGCACGUCGGCGGCGUCCACGAGGGCAAAGACGACACGUACUUCCUCGCGCCGUGCUUCGCGACGCUUCUCGUCGUCGUGACGCUUCAGAUUCUCAUCAUGUUUGAGCUGUGGGUGCACCGAUGGAUGCGCUCGUACACGAUGCGGUACCAAGCCGCGCGCGCGACUUUGGCCGUUGCGCCGCACGCGUCCGUCGAAAACGCGGUGCACGACGUCGUGGACGAGGUCGAGAAGAAGGUGGGGCAGGUCGUGGCGCUCGGCGCGGUGAUCGAGAGCGGCGUGUCCGGGCCGUGCGCGGCGGGCGGAGGCGGCGCGGCGGGGUUCUCUUCCGCGUCGUCCGCGGGGGGGAUCCCCGCGAGCAUCGCGGAGGACGAUCGAACGCGUCGUCUGGAAAUUUCGCUCACGGUUGUCGUUCCGCCGUUUUCCAGCGGCGUCGUGCUUCUCGAUCGCCUCGCGAUGAUCGACGGCGUGUAUAAGGCGAGCAUCGCGGAGCAGCGGUCGAACGUCGUGUCGUUCGUGGACGCGGGGGGCGCGCGGGUGAGACGGGGACGAGGGAUGGAGCGGCCGUUCAUCGCGUCCGGCGACGGCUGCGACGACGACGGAGAGGACGACUGA